This is a messenger RNA of Staurois parvus, 497 nucleotides long. NCBI's taxonomy places the organism in Eukaryota, Metazoa, Chordata, Amphibia, Anura, Ranidae. The record is from the annotation of a GenBank genome assembly.
GCUCGACAGCGGGCACCGCGUCAUCUGGCAAGGCAGUGGGCACCGAGUCACCAGGCACGACAGUGGGCUCUGAGUCAAUUGGCACGACAGCGGGCACUGGGUCAUCAGGUACCGGAUCGUCUGGCUCGACAGCAGGCUCCGGGGUCAUCUGGCGCUGGAUCGUCUGGCUCGACAGCAGCAGGCAUCGGGUCACCAGGCAUGACAGCAGGCACUGGGUCAUCAGGUACCGGAUCAUCUGGAUCGACAGCAGGGCAUCGGGUCACCAGGCAUGACAGCGGGCACCGGGUCAUCAGGUACCGGAUCGUCUGGAUCGACAGCAGGCACCGGGUCAUCUGGCCGGGCAUCGGGUCACCAGGCAUGGCAGCGGGCACUGGGUCAUCAGGCAUUGGAUCGUCUGGCUCGACAGCGGGCACUGGGUCAUCAGGCGUGAUAGGAUCAUCAGGCUGGAUCAGCUGGGUAGAGACAUCAGGCUGAAGUGCGGGGGGUGCCGAGGCACC